GUGGGGCAUUUUUAAAGUUAACUGCAAGCAUAAUUUUUCUACUAAUUAUGAGAUUCCAGUUGAAGGAUCAUAGUGUGAACGUCAUGGAAAUGAAAGCUUUAAAACUUUUUAACUUAUUGUUAGUUAUGGCCUGUCUGGAUGACCAGUCCUUUGCUUAUCAAAGCACAACUCCAAAUUAUUCAUCACAGAAUGAUACCCAUGAACAGACAACUGUAGACUAUGCUUCACGGAUUGACAUCUUUGGUCCGUCUAUGGCUUUACUUGGCUCUAUAAUUGACUUCACUUGCAGUACAACAGGACAUGCACAGGAAAUUGAAUACCAUCUAUUAAGGAAGGGUACUUUGCGGCCCAUGGGAGAAUACAUCUCGACAAAUAAUGUUGCUGAAUUUCCACUUGUGGUGAAAAUAACAUCUGAUGGAGAGUACACAUGUAAAGGAAUAUACAAUUCAACAGGAAAAGUCCAACUGAGUCAACCCAUCUACCUUGCUGUAAUAGUUCCUGUCAAUAGUAUUGCUAUAUAUAAUGAUACUGACCUAGAUGACUUAUGGCAAGGAGAAACACUCACGAUGCACUGUUAUGAAGGAAAUGCCACUUAUGUCAAAUUCAAAUGGUAUUUUAAUAAGAAAUUGUUGGAGCAAUCAGAAGAAGUCAUAUUUCUCAAUAAUUCACUGAUUAUUAAUAACGUGCAAGUGAGACAUUCGGGGAUGUAUCAUUGUCAGGCUUGCAAUGAGUUCAACCAGACAAGUUUCACUUUUUCAAGUUCUGCACUCAAUGUGACCGUGAAAGAGUUGUUCCCAAUUACCACUGAAGAAAUUGCAGUGGGGUUUGCUUGUUUUCUGAUACUAGUGAUACUGCUCACCACAUGCUUUCUGAUUGGCUUUAAAAUGAAACGAAAGAAUAAUAUAUCAAGCCAGCACUGAAUUAUCAAUUUACACGCUACUGCAGACUCUCACCUCCAUUGUUGGAACAGAAGAACUAACUAUAGAGACCAAGGGAUUUUUACAAACUUCUUUCUUUCCAAUAUCAUGCCUGUGAAAAUCUAUGGAACAAUUCCUGGGUUUGGGACCAGUAAUACCAAAAAAAAAAAAAAUGCAAAUUUUUUUCAUAACUACAAAUAAAAACCACACAGUAAUUUGUUUUGUACAGUACAAUGCUAUAUAGUUGUAAAAUGUUAGCACUGCAUUGGCUUCUAUUCUUUUAGCAGAGCUUUCAUGAGAGGGGUUUCAUUUGGCUUGACUUUCCUAUUUCUUUGUUUUAUUUUACACACUUUCAUUAUUAAAGGUGUUAGAUUUAAUAUAUAUCAGCUGAAUAAAUCUUGUGAUAAAACAUAA
This is a messenger RNA of Erpetoichthys calabaricus (reedfish), 1331 nucleotides long. RefSeq lists its product as uncharacterized. Gene Ontology annotation, biological process: cell surface receptor signaling pathway. Bases 48 to 920 code for a protein of 290 amino acids. The record is from RefSeq and is a predicted model, not a curated record. NCBI's taxonomy places the organism in Eukaryota, Metazoa, Chordata, Cladistia, Polypteriformes, Polypteridae. The transcript has 8 exons. Gene Ontology annotation, molecular function: transmembrane signaling receptor activity.